Molecule: messenger RNA, 330 nt
Organism: Diabrotica balteata
Lineage: Eukaryota; Metazoa; Arthropoda; Insecta; Coleoptera; Chrysomelidae
Source: the annotation of a GenBank genome assembly
AUGACAGAUAUCGCUGCAAUAUGUCAAAAUAUACCUGGGUUCGAAGAAUGUGACGAACAGGAUGUUAAUGAAUGCCUCGAAUUCGAUCAUAAUCCACAAGGACAUCAAAUUUAUGAGGACGAUGAAAUUGUCGAUAUCGUUUCUAACAUGGUUGACGAUAACGCCGAGGACAGCAGCGACGAUGACCAUGAUAAUGAUGAUCUACAGCCUUCACAUUCCGAUGCAUUUAACUCAUUGGAAACUGCUAUGAAGCGAUUCGAGAACCAGCCUGAGUCUAAUUCGAUGCAGUUGCUAGUGCUGAAAAGAAUCCGCGAUUCUUUUCAGCACUAG